Molecule: messenger RNA, 894 nt
Organism: Phaeodactylum tricornutum CCAP 1055/1
Lineage: Eukaryota; Bacillariophyta; Bacillariophyceae; Surirellales; Neidiaceae
Exons: 3
Coding region: 202-894 (230 amino acids)
Source: RefSeq, a predicted model, not a curated record
CUUGUUAUCAAUUCUCGCUGUGGCCUAACAUUUAGUAGAACGGAUACUUGAUGUAGGAAGAUCCUAUAUACGUGAUAGAAACGGACGGAGAAAACCCACCCACACAUCCUCAAGUCGGUACGGCAUGGCCAAACAGGUUGAUAGUUGGGAACUCCGACAAGAUCAAUUGCUCGUUCCGUUUUCCCAAAUCCAUCCGAAGCCAUGCGCAUGGACACUGUUUUGAUGCAGCAAAUUCUGAACGCCGAGCCAGCUUUCUUCGAUAUCGAAGAGAAGAUAAGGUGCACGAAACUCCUCGACGAGAUGUCAACGGAAGAAUGCGAAGAAUUGGCUCUAUCGUCUUAUACGUAUUGGCUGGCUACCUUUGACGAAAUCCAGCCCGAUAGGGGCAUGCAGAGACUUGCCGCUUUAAAGGAUAUCCGACGGCAUUACAUUGCCGAGAACAAAAAGUACGAUAGUACCUUGGAGCGUUUGAGACAAACUUGCCGGCUACGGAGAGACAACACUAUUACCGUAUUACGAACGCUGUUUGCCGACAACUUCGACCAAUUCGGCCUCACAGCGAACCAACUCGCCAUUCGGGCGGAGUAUCAGGUGUUGGUUUCUGAAGAGCUCGCGAAGCAAAAUAUGGUGGUUCGCGGGUACGACCGAGAGAAUCGUGCUAUUUUGUACAAGCUUUCGCGGACCAAAAAGGAUACACUCGAAUUAGCUUACACUCUUACGCAGCUCUAUCUGAUCGACCGGGCCGCUGCAGCAUCGGAAGUAGUAUCACGAGGCAAACAAGACCAAGUGGUGGUGGUUCUCGUUUUCGACAACUAUCUGAGGUCUCUUUCACCGCCAUUAAGUACCUGGAUGCGGAGCAAGCGAUGCCGAUGCUCCGAUCCGAUGGGCACUUGA